UGGGGUGUAGAGGGAGCUGGCCUUGUCCAUCAAAAUCCGCUCCACCCCACCGCAUCCCCCAAACACUUACACACUACUCGUGUCGGCUGGAAGCUUGACCUGUCCCUCGCCGCACUCUCCUGAGAGAUAGAACGCAAAAUGGAAGGGCCAACGAGGAGAAAAUAAACUCUGGGAAAAUUCUUCUGCUGACGACUCUGAUGGGCCAUCAGCCCCAAUCUAGGUGAUCGUGGCGUUAUCCAGCUCAACCUGCUGCCUGGUCCGACCUUGUACCCCGUGCAAUGGCACUGACCUUCGUACGGCGUGAUUUCCAAACACCCAGACCAAAGCCUCCUCUCCGACGUGAUUGGAAUAUUCCUCAAAAGAGAGGCACCCUGCCGAAGCUUUUCACCCUGCAGCCGUCGGGACAAAUGCAAGAACGCCAAAUUUCAAAGGUGGCGAAGAAUUUCGGCUUCGGUUGCUGUGACUGUUUGAGAUUUGGCAUUCUUGCGUUUGUCCUGACGCGUGCGAGAUGAAAAGCUUCGGCGGGGGUGCCGAUCGUUUGGGCAGCGUCCGAGCUCUGUCCAGCCCAGCAGGCAACGCGAUGGCCGAUCACGGAGACCAAAGAAACCCGCCUGUGCGAUGCGACUGCUACCUCGGUGUGGAACGGGCCCAGCUCCCUCUCCCUCAAUCCGCCCAGAGAGAGAGAGAGAGAGGCGGCCACCUCCGCACCAGCCCCGCAGCCCAGCUCCAGAAGUCCGUUGCAACGAGAAAAGGAGCCACCUAACUCGGCGGCCUGGUCCUUAGCGCUUGCCGAGAUGUGGUGAGCGGCGGCCGAAGGCAGACCGAUGACUCUCGCCCUCACCCACACCCGGGGGCUCCGAGGCACAGCUGUGACUGGGCUGCCUGCCUGCCACAAGGGGUUGACCAGUCAGAGGGUGAGCAAUUGGCUGACACCUGUGUGCGCUAGUCAUGAGAGGCAGAGUCUUCUCUAUAUUGAUCUCCUCUCUCUCUCUCUCUCUCUUUCCCUCCCCAGACUCAAUCUCACUUUCUCUUUCCACCCCCUCCGCCUGUCUAUUUCUUUAGCCGCCUCAGUCUCUCUCUGCCUACCUCCGCUCCAUUCAGGGAGCAUUACCAUUCGGAGAUGUGUCCUGUGCCUUAUUCUGGAAACCUGCUAUCAACGCAGUUUUUUGAACUGUAUUUGCCGCCUCUCUGCCCAACCUGCACUGUCACACAAGCGUCUGUUUGGCAGGGUUCCCCCUCGCGUUUUUCUGACCUCCCUCGGUUUGCAGGGAAAAAGCGGGUGAGCGGGACGAGGUGAGUUCCUCUUUCAGGGCGCUGGCACCGACACAGUGGCCCCCAACAGCCACCUUCUAGGCCGUAACCACUCGUGAUUUGUACCAUGAGCUGAUUUUGUUAUUAUUCCCCUUUAAAUCACCAUGUCCUGCACCCCCACCAUCUUAAGCAUCAGGACAAAGACUCUGUAAUCUGCAGCGCACCCCGUUUGCCCCUGCUCUCCUCUUUUCUCUUUGCUCUUCGUUCAUCCCUCUAUCCACGGUGUCACUUUAUCCUGGGUGUUGUUGGCUUCAGAAGGCUGCUGGUGGCCCUUUAUCGAAAGCUCAGCCCAGGCACGAAGCAGAACAAGUUGCUUUGGGCGUUCAGCAAUGGUCCUGAUGGAGAGAGAGCGACUCCAAUUUCCCAUCCUGGCCUUCCACCCAAUCCAUCCAGACCAACGUCAUCGACGCUUUCCAUCUCACCAGCCACUACAGACUCUUCUUGAUUAAAUGUGGAGGGACAGAUGGAGAAAUGUUUUCUGUGUUAUCUCUUAUCUAUUCAUCUCUCCUUUCCCCACCCUCAAGAUUUUCUGGUUUCUUUUUUUCAAUUCCCCGUUCUGUCUUUCCGUCUUUGCUCUUCUAUUUUUGAACUGGCUGUGUCUCUGUCUGUCUCUCUAUAUCUCUCUCUCACACACACAUUCAUUCUCUCUUUUCUCUCAUCUUGACCUUCACGCACAGCCUGUGUUUCUCUCUCUCUCUCUCUCUCUCUCACUCAUUCGGUCUCUUUCAACUUGUUCCUUGCGCACAGCCUGUGUUUCUCUCUCUCUCUCGGUCUGUUUCUCUCAACUUGUUCCUCGCUCACAGCCUGUGUUUCUCUCUCUCUCUCUCUCUCUCACUCGGUCUGUUUCUCUCAACUUGUUCCUCAUGCACAGCCUGUGUUUCUCUCUCUCUCUCACUCGGUCUGUUUCUCUCAACUUGUUCCUCGCACACAGCCUGUGUUUCUCUCUCUGUCUCUCUCUCUCUCUCUCUCACUCUUUCAGCCUCUUUCUCUCAAAUUGUUCCUCAUGCACAGCCUGUGUUUCUCUCUCACUCUUUCAGCCUCUUUCAACUUGUUCCUCGCGCACAGCCUAUGUUUCUCUCUCUCUCUCACUCUUUCAGCCUCUUUCUCUCAACUUGUUCCUUGCACUCAGCCUGUGUUUCUCUCUCUCUCUCUCUCUCUCUCUCUCUCUCACUCGGUCUGUUUCUCUCAACUUGUUCCUCGCACACAGCCUGUGCUUCUCUCUCUCUCUCUCUCUCUCUCUCACUCGGUCUGUUUCUCUCAACUUGUUCCUCGCACACAGCCUGUGUUUCUCUCUCUCUCUCUCUCACUCGGUCUGUUUCUCUCAAAUUGUUCCUCGUGCACAGCCUGUGUUUCUCUCUCUCUCUCGGUCUGUUUCUCUCAACUUGUUCCUCGCACACAGCCUGUGUUUCUCUCUCUCUCUCCCUCUCUUGGUCUCUUUCUCUCACCUUGUUCCUCGCACACAGCCUGUGUUUCUCUCUAUCUCUCUAUCUCUCUCUCAUUCAGUCUCUUUCUCUCAACUUGUUCCUCACGCACAGCCUGUGUUUCUCUCUAUCUCUCUCUCAUUCAGUCUCUUUCUCUCAACUUGUUCCUCGCGCACAGCCUGUGUUUCUCUCUCUCUCUUUCAGUCUCUUUCUCUCAACUUGUUCCUCGCGCACAGCCUGUGUUUCUCUCUAUCUCUCUCAUUCAGUCUCUUUCUCUCAACUUGUUCCUCGCGCACAGCCUGUGUUUCUCUCUAUCUCUCUCUCAUUCAGUCUCUUUCUCUCAACUUGUUCCUCGCACACAGCCUGUGUUUCUCUCUAUCUCUCUCUCUUUCAGUCUCUUUCUCUCAACUUGUUCCUCGCGCACAGCCUGUGUUUCUCUCUAUCUCUCUCUCAUUCAGUCUCUUUCUCUCAACUUGUUCCUCGCACACAGCCUGUGUUUCUCUCUAUCUCUCUCUCUUUCAGUCUCUUUCUCUCAACUUGUUCCUCGCGCACAGCCUGUGUUUCUCUCUAUCUCUCUCAUUCAGUCUCUUUCUCUCAACUUGUUCCUCGCGCACAGCCUGUGUUUCUCUCUAUCUCUCUCUCAUUCAGUCUCUUUCUCUCAACUUGUUCCUCGCGCACAGCCUGUGUUUCUCUCUCUCUCUCUGUCUCGGUCUGUUUCUCUCAACUUGUUCCUCGCGCACAGCAUGUGUUUCUCUCUCUCUCAUUCAGUCUCUUUCUCUCAACUUGUUCCUCGCGCACAGCCUGUGUAUCUGUCUGUGUCUCUUACUCUCUAUAUCUUGCGCUCUGUUUCACCCAUUCUCUUGCACAAAGUCUGUCUACCUCUCUUGUACUCCCAGCCUGUCUGGGGUGAAAAUGCUCGUUCAGUACAUUUAGUACUAAGUUUAAACUUGAAAACUGACGAAUGAUUUGAUGUUUAUGAAUAAAUGUUUACUGAAAAUACCA
Carcharodon carcharias (great white shark) is the source of this 3734-nucleotide messenger RNA. RefSeq lists its product as uncharacterized. Bases 2315 to 3697 code for a protein of 460 amino acids. The record is from RefSeq and is a predicted model, not a curated record. The transcript is spliced from 2 exons. NCBI's taxonomy places the organism in Eukaryota, Metazoa, Chordata, Chondrichthyes, Lamniformes, Lamnidae.